AUGGUGGAUGAACUGCCCGACCCUGUUCAUGCAGGGAAUUCGACCAAGGUGAUCAUUCUCCAGGAGGCUUACGAGGAUAGAUUACUAAAAUAUCGAUUUGCCCUGAUUGGCAGAAUCAAUUUUCGUUUUCUUUCCCUGGAUGAUGUUCGCAGAGAAGCCCGUGACUCUUGGAAACUGAAAGGUAAAGUGAAGAUGAUACCCAUGGGUAAGGGCUUCACGAUCUUCCAAUUUGAGUCUGAGCAUGACAUGGCCCAGAUGUGGAAGCGAAGCCCUGUGAAGAUUGGAGGUCAACUCGUUCGGUUUCAAAGAUGGCGUCCAGAUUUUAGCAUCCAUGAAAAAUUGAUCAAUAAGGUCCUGGUUUGGGUGCGAUUUCCAGAUCUUCCUCUGGAAUAUUGGCAUGAAAAGGUAUUAUUGACAAUGGCCAAGGCAGUAGGGAGGCCAGUUGGUUUCGAUCAACGCACCAAGAGCGUUAUAUACGGAAAUUAUGCUCGUGUUCUGGUGGAGAUGGAAGUGGGGGUUCCAAGGCUGGAGGAAAUCCAAGUGGAACGUAAACAGCCUGGGACUCAAAUUUUGUUCUGGUUCAAGCAGCAGUUGAUAUACGAGGAUUCAUUGGGCAAAUGCGGUUUCUGCAAAAAACUGGGGCACCAAGUUCACGCCUGCCGAGAAAAGAAGGCCUAUGACGAGCGGCAGAAUGCUCGAGCCAAUGCAGAGAUACCAGGGGCGGUGUAUGAAGAAGAUAGAGUCAACUUGGGAACGAGUAACUCACCGGUUUGCAUCAACACUUCUUUGGAAAGAAGGGAUCACGAUCUUGUGAUUUCAAAUUCAAAACGUGUGAACACUGAUGGAGAGGGGGAGAUUUUUAAUAAGGAAGCUCAUGAUAGUGAGGAAAUACAGUCUGAAUCUUCUGAUUCAGAUAAGGAGGCGUUAUUUUCUGAUGAUGAGGUGGGCCGGUCGGAUGAGGAGUCUUCCUCUGAAUCUGGGCAGGAAUCAGACCGGGAUAUGGUUAAGGAAGGAGAACCGAACCAGUUGGGUUCAGUUUUAAUCACUGGACCGUUGGAGCUUUAG
Molecule: messenger RNA, 1065 nt
Organism: Macadamia integrifolia
Lineage: Eukaryota; Viridiplantae; Streptophyta; Magnoliopsida; Proteales; Proteaceae
Exons: 2
Coding region: 1-1065 (354 amino acids)
Source: RefSeq, a predicted model, not a curated record